This is a messenger RNA of Scylla paramamosain (green mud crab), 1643 nucleotides long. RefSeq lists its product as uncharacterized. The coding region runs from base 1 to 1341 and encodes 446 amino acids. Gene Ontology annotation, molecular function: nucleic acid binding. Lineage: Eukaryota; Metazoa; Arthropoda; Malacostraca; Decapoda; Portunidae. The record is from RefSeq and is a predicted model, not a curated record. The transcript has a single exon.
AUGGAUGCCCGUGCCCCAACCUCGCCAUAUGGCCACCUUCAUAGCCAAGCCAGGAAAGUCAUUUUUAAUGUUAAUAGGUACUUCUUGGAAGAAAAAGCCAACGGAGCUCCUAUACUCCCACCUUCACAUGCACUUACAAGAACUGCUAUGGCCACCAAAACCAGCGAAAGAACUGUACGAAGGAUUUGUUCUGCACACAAUCAAAUGUUGAACACGGAAGCUGAACCAGACACACCAACCUUCCGCUCACCAAAGAAGAAACAUCGUGCUGCACCUGUUACUGACUUUGAUGACUUUGAUAAGCGCUUAUUAAGAAGAACUGUACUGGCGUUUUAUGAGAGGAAGGAAAUUCCAACUAUUUACAAGAUAAAAGAAGAACUCCGUGAACAAAUCGGCUACAGUGGCUGCGAAAAUUCCCUUCGCAAGGUUCUCCUGAAAAUAGGAUUCAAAUUUGCGAAGGUUGAUGGCCGCAAAUUCCUGAUGGAGAGAAAUGAUGUCCUUGCAGCUCGCACUAAGUUUUUAAGGGAAAUGCGGCAGCUUAAACAGUCAGACCACACUUUUGUUUACCUCGAUGAAACUUGGGUUAACCAAAACUGCACAGUUGGGAAGUGUUGCACUGAUACUUCAUCAAAAGAAGCAACAGGAGUCAAACCGCCGACUGGAAAAGGAGCACGACUUAUUAUUCUUCAUGCUGGAACAAAACACGGUUUUAUCAACAAUGCUGAGCUGUUUUUCCAAGCAAAAAAUGAUUGUGAUUACCAUAAUCAAAUGAAUUCAACAGUUUUUGAAGAAUGGUUUCGCAUGCAGCUACUACCGAACAUUCCACCAAACUCUGUCAUUGUGAUGGAUAAUGCAUCGUACCACAGCAGACAAGUAGAAAAAUUGCCAACAUCAUCAUGGAGAAAAGCAGACAUCAAGAACUGGCUCAAGUUAAAAGGAAUUACAGUCAGUGAUGAUUUGUCAAAAGCAGAGUUAUAUGAACUGGCAAAAAAUUCCCGUGUGGCAAAGAAGAGGUAUGUUGUAGAUGAAGUUGCUACAGAGGCAGGACACAUCGUCGUGAGGUUGCCGCCCUACCACUGUCAAUAUAACCCCAUAGAGUUGGUUUGGGCCCAGGUGAAGUCAUACAUAGCCAAAAGGAACAAUUUCAAAAUGGCUGACCUCAAACCCCUGGUGAAAGAAGCUAUGCGUGCCGUCACACCAGAGAACUGGAAGCAAGCAGUGAAGCACGCCGAACAACUCCAAGAACAUGACACAAAUCAAGACCGAGCAGUUGAAAUGUAUGUUGACUCUUUCGUUAUACACCUAUCUGAGAGUUCUGAUGACACUUCGGAGUCGGACUAAAAUGUCAUAGAGGAUUAGGCCUACGGGGGAAACCUCUUAAAAAUAAAACGCGCCUAGACUUUUACCUCAAUGGUGGUGUGGAAAAAAAGUCAAACUAAAUAAAUAAAGUAGACGUGCAGUUUUAUUAAAUGUAUUAUAUUAUGUAAUGAGAGAGAGAGAGAGAGAGAGAGAGAGAGAGAGAGAGAGAGAGAGAGCGGAAGGCUGGUGGGCGUUCCGUGGUAUCUUUUGAAGACGCGGCAACACUGGGGAAUUUCCCUUAGUAACUCCGCCUCACCGGCCAAAAUUCGGUGCGGCGAGUAUAG